AUGUCUGAACGAAAGGUUUUAAACAAGUAUUUUCCUCCGGAUUUUGAUCCCGCUAUUCCAAGGAGGAAGCAGGCAAAAGAUGCUCAACAUAAGGUUCGUCUCAUGACGCCGUAUGCUAUGAGGUGUGAGACUUGUGGAGAAUAUAUUUACAAAGGAAAGAAAUUUAAUGCGCGUAAAGAAACUGUCGAAGGAGAAACCUAUUACAGCAUAAAGAUAUUUCGUUUUUACAUAAAAUGUCCAAGGUGUUCGGCGGAAAUUACUUUUAAAACCGAUCCCCAAAAUACAGACUAUGUCGCUGAACAUGGUGCGUCAAGAAAUUUCGAACCAUGGAGAGAGGAAAGAAUUGCAGGGGAGGAAUCCAAGUUACAAAAGGAGUUAGAGGAAGAGAAUAAUCCAAUGAAAGCAUUAGAAAAUC
Acaulospora morrowiae is the source of this 415-nucleotide messenger RNA. The record is from the annotation of a GenBank genome assembly. Lineage: Eukaryota; Fungi; Glomeromycota; Glomeromycetes; Diversisporales; Acaulosporaceae.